CUAUAUUUCCUAAUUAUUUCCCAAAACUUAAUUUCUAGCGUCGUCCCCUAACCCUUGUGGCCUUAUCUCCAUUCUAAUUCUAUCUUCCUGAAAACCCAAAUCCCUUAUUCCCUUUUUAUUCUCUCUUCUUCCCUGACCCUAUUCCCUUUUCGUUUGUUUUUAUCAAUCUUUUUUCUUCAAUGUUUGAUUUUCAUUUUUAUCAAUGUUAAUUUUCGCUUGUUUUAUUUUUAUUUUUUCCUAUUUUUAUAAGUUUUUCUUUUGUGUAUGUUUAUAAGUUUAUUUUUUUUUUUAAUUUAUAAGUUUAUUUUUUUUUAUCAAUAUCAAUGUUUACUGUUUUUGUAUCAAUGUUAAUGGUAUAAUAUAUGUUUAUUUGUGUUAUCUUUCUCCUGCAACUGUUUUUGCUCCUAAAUCUGAUGCUCUGUGUCUCGUACAUCAAAUUUUGUUAUUCGGUCUAAAUAAAAAAUUCGGUCUGUGAAUGUAAAAUAUGGUUCGUUGCGGUUUGGUCUAGAAAUUAAUUUGAUUUGGUCUAAAAAUAUAAAGACUGAAUAAAAUACGGUUUGGAUUUGAUUUUGAUGAAAGUCUAAACCGUUGACCGUUGACUGAACUUUCACCCCUAUCUAUACUUGUCCAAUGCUGUCAUGACAGAAUUUGAGUUAUAUAAAAGCCAUAUUCAAAUACAAAAUGAUGAUUGGAGUAUCUCAGUUGGUACAAGUUUUAGUGACUGACAGUAGACACCUAUGUUCAAACCUCGUCAACAACAUUUUUUAACUUAAUUUUUCUUUCAAGAACCCAUUCUAAUUUCUUGCACACACACGACAUUACCCUCACCAUUUCACAUUUUAUCUUCACAAAACAGGCGAACAGCAACACUGCAACAGCCCUUCACCCUUGCCCCUUCCAGCCGGAAACCGACGCCAUACCCCUCCAGCUGGCAGACGAGAGACGCCACCACAGUCUACAGUGCCGGCGUGCACCAGCGGGCAGCCUUCUCUUCCCAGUUCCCACUCGUGAGAGGUGAAAGGAAAGGAGGACUAGCUAUAUAAGAAUAGAUAACUGAUAUACAAUUAAUUGCAUGGACAUUAGUGAGAGCUGAGAACUGGAAGUCUAGAGCAUGAGUUUGGAAGAUCAGUUUCCUGCUACAGUUGAUUUAGGUCUUCAAAGUCAUUUACUUUCUUUGGCAACAAAAAGAAAAACACGACUUCUAUGAAAGACAGAAUGAUUGAGCAACAGCUGAAAGCAUGCAACAAAAAUAUGAAGAAUCCGGAGAGCAGAAAAACUGCUUUUAGUUCAUAUAGUACUACUAGUAGGAAGCAAAGCAGGAAGGGAGAAAAUCCAAAUCGGUUCACGCCAAUAACUGAAAAAUCUCCUGAUUUUGGAUGUUCUAGUACUUGGAUUUGUAAAAAUUCUGCAUGUAGAGCUGUUCUGUCCAUUGAUGACGCAUUCUGUCGAAGGUGCUCUUGCUGUAUAUGUCACCGAUUUGAUGAUAAUAAGGACCCAAGCCUUUGGUUGGUUUGUGAAUCUGAGUCUGGGCAGGAUGAUUCUUGUGGAUUAUCAUGCCACAUUGAGUGUGCUUUUCAAAAAGAUAAGCUGGGAGUUGUGAACCUUGGUCAGUACAUGCAUUUGGAUGGGAGUUACUGUUGUGCUUCUUGUGGAAAAGUAUCUGGGAUACUUGGAUGUUGGAAAAAGCAAUUGGCUGUUGCAAAGGAUGCUCGACGUGUCGAUGUGCUUUGUUAUAGAAUUUUUUUGAGUUACAGGCUUCUUGAUGGCACAUCUAUGUUUAAGGAACUCCAUGAGAUUGUUGCAGAGGCAAAAACAAAGCUGGAAGCUGAGGUAGGUCCCAUGAAUGGCGACUCUGUCAAGAUGGCUAGAGGCAUUGUAAGUAGGCUUGCUAUUGCUGCGGAUGUACAGAAACUUUGUUCUCAUGCUAUUGAUAAAGCUAAUGAAUGGCUCGCCAAUGUUUCCAGUAUGAGUGCAAACGGCAAAGUGGAUUCACUUCCUGCUGCAUGCAGGUUCCUGUUUGAAGAAGUUACUUCUUCUUCCCUUGUAAUAGUUUUGAUUGAUAUCCCCACACCAUUAACUGGUUCAAUCGUCGGCUACAAACUGUGGUACUGCAAAAGCCAACAGGAGGAGUUUUCGGAAGAGCCUUUAUCCAACUUUCCUAGAGAGAAAAGGAGGAUUUCUGUAACACACCUCCAGCCUUGCACCGAGUACACAUUUAGAAUAAUUUCCUACUCGGAAGAUGGGGAUCUAGGCCACUCUGAAGCUAAGUGCUAUACCAAGAGUGUUGAGAUCCUUAGCAAAAAUUCCGUCACAAAAUUGUUUAAGAAGGAAAAUCCUUCUCUAGAGGGUUACUCCUCAAAUGAAAAGGAGCAUCCAAACUUGAAUUUUGCUGGCUCGUCGUCUGGGUUUAAAGUCCGGGACCUUGGGAAGAUAUUGCACCUUACUUGGGUACAAGAACAGGGCCGCCUUGAAGGCUUCUCUAGUGCUGAUGUGGAACAGUCCUUAGCAACCAAAUCUGAGGGAUUCCCAAAAGAUCGAGAGUUACCUCCACCUGUUUAUCGUGAGCUCGACCUAAACGUUGUUUCAGUUCCUGAUUUAAACGAAGACCUUACUCCACCUCUCGAGUCUUCUAGGGAUGAAGACAAUGGAUGCACAUUGGAGCGCGCUGCUGGGGCUGAUGAUGAUGCUGCUUCUCAUGGUAUUGAGAAGAAUGAGCUUGGGGUUAGUGGGCCAAGUGAUGAUUCUCAGGCUUGGGUCCCCAUUCGUAAUGAAGACGUGGCUGCUGUGGAUUCCUUGGUGGAGAACUGUCGGAAGAGGGCUUCAAGUGCAAAUGAAGAAGCCCAUGAUUGUGACAGUACACUAAUAAAUGGAUCACCAUUUCGGGCGUCUAAUGAGCCUGGUUCUCUUGAUCGUCACUUUGAGUUUUGUGUUAAGUACAUCCGACUUCUGGAGUGUAACGGUUAUAUAACCCCGGAAUUUAGAUUGAAAUUAUUGACAUGGUUUAGCUUAAGAUCUACUGUACAAGAGCGUCGGGUAGUUUACACCUUCAUUGAGACUCUUGGGAAUGAUCAUAAGAGCUUAGCAGGGCAGCUGGUCGACUCUUUUGGAGAUCUAAUAUCCAGAAAGCGGCCCAGGAAUAGCUUCACUAGCCAGCCUUCGUAAAUCUUAACUAUGGAUGGGAGACAUUGUCUUGGAUUGAAUUCAGAUGUUUAGCACACAGUUCUUUGGAGGCAUUACCUGAUUUUCAUCCAGAGAAAAGGGAUUCCAAUUAGUGGAUAACCUACACAUUUUAGGAGGUAUUUGUUAGAUUCUCUCCUUGACCACAGUUGUAGAAAAGAUUCACAUUGAGACAGAAUCAUUGUUGCCUUCUUUUAAUUGAAGGAGGGAUGCUUAUUGGUCAAUUCACUAAUGAAAUUGCUUUUCUUUC
Molecule: messenger RNA, 3427 nt
Organism: Amaranthus tricolor (Joseph's coat)
Lineage: Eukaryota; Viridiplantae; Streptophyta; Magnoliopsida; Caryophyllales; Amaranthaceae
Product: VIN3-like protein 1
Exons: 6
Coding region: 1204-3162 (652 amino acids)
Biological process (GO): vernalization response; epigenetic regulation of gene expression
Molecular function (GO): protein binding
Source: RefSeq, a predicted model, not a curated record